This is a messenger RNA of Sarcophilus harrisii (Tasmanian devil), 4871 nucleotides long. RefSeq names its product USP6 N-terminal like (gene USP6NL). The record is from RefSeq and is a predicted model, not a curated record. The transcript is spliced from 14 exons. The coding region runs from base 662 to 3205 and encodes 847 amino acids. NCBI's taxonomy places the organism in Eukaryota, Metazoa, Chordata, Mammalia, Dasyuromorphia, Dasyuridae.
UGUAUAAUUUUAAUUCAGUUAAUUUUUAAAAAAAAUUAUUAAUUUCCAUUGCUUUUACAUAAUUGUCAUUUCUGAAUAUGCCUUCCUUCAUCACCCUUUUACUUGGUGAAAGACUUUGUUUUUUAAAUUGUAAAACUUACUUAAAAAGAAAAUAAAAAUAGGUCAGGCUUUAAACACUACCUUAAUGGUAAUAGUCUUUUUUUAUUCCUAUGACAUCCCCUAUUCAAAAAAAAGAAAGAUAGCCAGUCUGGAAACACAAGACCAUUGCAUGUUAUGAAGUUGGUUGUUUAAAAACAUUGUUUGUUAUUAGUUGGAAUGCUGGGUGUAGGCUGAUGUGCUUCAUAUUUGCAUAUAGCCUGAAAGUCAUAUUUUUUAUUCUCAACAAAUAUCAUCUUUGUUGGAAUAUCUCUACUCAGUAUAGUUACAGUAAGAGCCUUUUUACUUAGGAAAAGACAUAUUGUAUCUAAGACUGUUUUCUUUCUUCCCCCUUCUUCCUUUUUCAGAUAGCUUUAAGUUAAGGUGCCUUCUUUCUACUCAAACUAUUAUUGGGAUGCACCAGUUGUCUUAUUUAGUAUACUCUUGGUACUCAAUAACUAUUAAAAAUAAUAAUUAUCAUUAGACCUAAUGAUGAUGACAGAUUAGGAAUAGCUAAAUUUACUACAUGAAGGCUAAUGCUAUUGGUAAAUUUCAGUUCCAGGAGGAAAACUUGACAAAAGAUUCGGAGCAGGAUGCAGCACUUAAACUUGCUCAGGAACGAGCUGAAAUAGUUGCCAAAUAUGAUCGAGGUCGUGAAGGUGCAGAAAUUGAACCUUGGGAAGAUGCUGAUUACCUUGUUUACAAAGUUACUGACAGAUUUGGCUUUUUACAUGAGGAGGAGCUUCCAUACCACAAUGCAGCAGUAGAAAGGCAAAAGCACCUGGAAAUUGAAAGAAGUACAAAAUGGCUGAAAAUGCUGAAAAGCUGGGAAAAAUACAAGAAUACAGAAAAGUUUCAUAGGAGAAUUUACAAAGGAAUUCCACUUCAGCUAAGAGGUGAAGUCUGGUCUUUACUACUUGAGAUUCCUAAAAUGAAAGAAGAAACAAGAGACCUUUACGAUAAACUAAAACAUCGAGCACGAGGAUGUUCACCUGAUAUCAGACAAAUUGAUCUUGAUGUCAACCGUACAUAUAGGGACCAUAUUAUGUUUAGAGACAGAUAUGGUGUGAAGCAACAAUCCUUAUUCCAUGUUUUAGCUGCAUAUUCUAUUUAUAACACGGAAGUUGGAUACUGUCAAGGAAUGAGCCAGAUCACUGCUUUGCUCCUUAUGUAUAUGAAUGAAGAAGAUGCAUUCUGGGCCUUAGUGAAGCUACUUUCGGGCCCCAAGUAUGCCAUGCAUGGAUUUUUUGUCCAAGGUUUUCCUAAGCUUCUCAGAUUUCAAGAACACCAUGAAAAAAUACUGAAGAAAUUUCUGUCUAAACUUAAGCAACACUUGGAUUCUCAAGAAAUUUACACAAGCUUUUAUACAAUGAAGUGGUUCUUUCAGUGUUUCCUUGAUCGAACUCCCUUUACUUUAAACCUCAGAAUAUGGGAUAUUUACAUUUUAGAAGGAGAACGAGUUCUUACUGCCAUGUCUUACACGAUCCUGAAACUACACAGAAAACAUCUAAUGAAAUUGUCUAUGGAAGAACUUGUGGAAUUUCUUCAGGAAACACUAGCCAAGGACUUUUUCUUUGAUGAUGACUUUGUAAUAGAACAACUUCAGAAUUCUAUGUUAGAAUUGAAACGGGCCAAGUUAGAUCUCCCAGAACCUGGCAAAGAGGAUGAAUAUCCAAAGAAACCUUUGGGGCAACUUCCACCUGAACCUCAGUUUGUUGUUAAUCAGCUAAGCAAUGGACAGAAAAAUGUUGGUUUAGCAAACUGCCAACCAUCCAAAAAAACAGAUAGUACGACUCCCAAAAGACAAGAAGUGUCGCCCCAUCAUCAGAGUACAGUCAAUGCAGGAGAAAAGAUUCCUUCUAUAAAGAAAGUUGAUUCAAAAGAAAAAAAUAGUGGAAAGAUUAGGAGUGAAGGAGAGACUCGAAGAAAACAACCGUUAAAUAUACAAGACAAUUCCAAGCAAUAUAAUAAUGCAACAGCUAACCAAAAUUCUAAUGCUACUUCAAAUAUCCGGAGGGAUUUUGUACCAAAGUGGAAUAAACCUUCAGAAAUGUCAACCAUUGAAAAAACAGCAAAAUAUUCAACUGAAGGCUUAAGUAGAACAACAAAUCACACACUUGUCGGCACACCCCCAAGUCCUGGUGAAACACAGGCAUUCAAUGUAAGGCAGAAGGUAAAGAUUUUAGAUGAUGAUGAAGGUAAGCGUGGGUCCAAUGCCUCCCAGUAUGACAAUGUUCCAGGAACUGAGAGUGAAAAUGGGACUUCUGUUGAGGAAGUAUUAGAAAGAGCUCACUCUCAAAGUCCAAAUAAAGUCAUUUAUCCAAGUAGUCCCAGGAAGUAUUCUGAGAGAGGUUCUAGUCCAUCAAAAAUAUCAAAUAAUUUUACCUUGAAUGCGCAGCCACCAAAUUCCCCAAGAUAUUCAUCCCAGGUGGAUGGCAUAAGUCAUAUGAAAAUGCCACCACCAUCCUAUAGCCAUCCCCCUGUUUACCAUGGAAGUUCUCCCAAACAUGCCUGUACUGUUAACACUAAUUCCAUACCUCUGCAUGCUAACCAUGGGACUCAGAUCAGCCCUUCUAGAAGACCUUAUGGCUCCAAUCAUUCCUUAGACUUUUCUCCAGAGAAAUCUUAUAGCCGCCCUACCCCUCUUGUGCUACCAUCUAAUCGAAUAGAAGUCCUACCUGUUGAUGUCAGUGCUGCAGGAUCAUAUUCAGGCAAUUCAAGGUCUCCUAGGGGUGGUGACUUCAUAAUUCCUCCAGUGGAUUAUUUGCCAGAUAACAGAAAAUGGCCAGAAGUUACUUACACAUACAGGCCGGAGGCAUAUGGACAGUCAUGGAGCCGAGAUGCUAACAGAAGUCACUUCAGCAACUUACCAAAGCAUACUGUUUUUCAGCAUGUAGCUAUUCAGGAAUACAACCUUCCAGCUGUUUCAAUAGAUAGUCCAAUACGGUAUAGAACUUCACCAUCUUUGGAAGAUGUUGGUUCACCCCGGUAUCAAUAUUCAAGUGCACCACCUCCACCACACUACAGAAACCGUGAUGGACUUUCUAUACAUGAAUCAGUGUUGCUAUGAGAAUCUACUUAUGUUUACUUAACAGGAGAGAAUAGAAACCAUUUAAGAUCUACAUUGCUAUGUUUGUAAUUGCCAAAGCAGUAUUUUAUAUGGUUAUGGACAACUUGUGCAAUUCUAUGUAUGUCGAUAAUAAUAAUAAUAUAUCAAAACAUUUGGGACCCCAGAUAGAUGCUACUGAAGUUGAGCAUUUUAAGUUGUGUUAUUAUUGAAUUUUUAAAAUAAUAGCAUAUAUAAACAUAGCAAUAGUAUGGAAACAUGUACGCACAAUAUUAAUUCAUUAGUACUUUACACUUUUCAUUUGCAUAAUCUUUUUAUCUUUCAGAAUAGAGAAUUCCAUGUGCCAGCUUUAUUUAAAAAAAAAAAACAGCACUGAAAAAAACAUGUAGAAUGGGUAUUUUUCUGACUAUAUGUAGUGUACGUAUCAUCUUUAAAUAGAUAGCUGUAGAUAUAUGCAUACACAUUCAGGUGUGUUCAGAAAAUUGAAAAGCAAUUAUCAAUAACUGAUAUUAAAUUGUAUGCUUACUUCUCUAACUUGUCUUUUAAGCAAAGACUUUCUUGGAUUUUGCUUUUUAACCCAUUUCUCUUAGUCCUAAACUAAAACUAAAAUUCUCCCAGAAUACUAAUUUUUUUUCCCUCUUUUGGUUUUUGUCAUCUAUCAUUCUAUCUGAAAAACAGUUAAACAAAGAAAUUGGAAGAAAAAGAAGUACAGCUUUCUAAACUGACUCCUGAGUGGUGCUUAAAAGCAAGGUAGAUCACAGAGAUAUGUGCCACAUAGACCGCAUAUGAUGAGGUCACUUUUAACAACAAAAUAAAUUAAAAUAAAACCAUUGUUUUAUUCUAAUUUGAUCCUUCUAAGGCCCAGAGCAAAAUGGUCCUGGCUAUAUACAAAAGAUAUGCUAAAACAUAACCAACCUAUGUAAAAAGUUAUAGCAAUGGAGCCAUGGUUGUGCUAUUGUCAGGCCAUUAAUAAUUAUUAUUAAACUGAAUGUAAACAUUAUCCCACAUGUCAAUAGGAAUCUAAAAUGACUAGUCUUUUUAAAAAAAAAUUAAUGUGAUUUUCAUGCUUUUUUAAAAUAUUCCUUUGCUUUUUUUCCACUUUGGGAAAAAAUUUCAAGUCAAAUUAUAUACUUUUAAAUUGGUCUUUAGAGGACAUUUCUUUAGACAAGCUACAUUACAAUAUACAUAUAUGGUCAAUUCUUGAGCAAUUCAAGAAAAUACACAUGUUGUUUAUAUGUAAUUGAACCGUUUGGUAUUAGAAUUACUUUUCAUAAUAUUUGAGUAAUAGAAAAUUUUACUGAAUCAAAGAAUAGGCAUUGCAGGCUAUUAUUGCUGCAGGCUGAUUCUUUAAAGUUUUAAGGUACAGAAAUAUAAUGCCUUUGAAAAUGGAAGUAACAUUUAUUUAGUUAGCUAGUGAAUGUUUAUGUAUAUAAUGUAUCUGGUGUAAUUUUAAUGAACUUGAUAAUAUUUUAAAUGAUAGAACAUGGUAUAUUAAUAGCUAAACACUACACUGAAUCACAAAGAAAUUAUGAUUAUUAGUGUCACUGGGCUAUUGACUUAGAUUGGUAAUAGCUGCUUGGAAUAUAUGUAUAUAAUGUAGCCAAGGAUGUUAACCUUAAAAUUUAAACCUGGAUUCUGUGAUUUAUAAUAAAGUAUAAUGUAAAAUUUA